CUCCUGCUCGUGUUGGGCUAUAUGGCGUACCGUUGAAGCGCAGGAGAAUCGUACCAGUUUUGUUGACAACCGAUAAAGAUGGCAGCGGACUCCAUGGACAAGAAGGAUGCUGAAUCCUCAGGGACCAAAGACAGAGACAGGAAACGCAGCCGAUCUAGAGAGCGGGACCGAAAACUCUCCCCAUCACGAAAACGCCAUCGAUCCCGGGAAAGAAAUCGAUCAAAAUCUGUAGAAAGAGACAGACGCCCGAAAGACAAAGACAGAGACAAGGAUCGAGACAGAGACAAGGACAGAGAGAGGAGCCGUAAGGACAGAGACAGCCAUCGACGUGACAAAGACCGCAGCAAGAGGUCCAGAAGUCUCUCCCCCAAGUCGAAGGAUUCAAAGUUAAAGAGAGAGAAGGAUAUCAAAACAGAAGAGGAGGAAGAUGAGAAAAAGAAGAAAGAGAAGGUCCAGCCUCUGUCUUUGGAAGAGCUUCUCGCCAAGAAGAAGGCAGAAGAGGAAGCAGAGGCAAAACCCAAGUUCCUUUCCAGGGCCGAGCGAGAAGCUGAGGCUAUAAAACGAAGGGAACAACAGACAGAAGAGAGGAGGCGGAUGGUGGACGAGGAGAGGAAAAAAAGAAGGGUUUUCCAGGACAUGGGGAGAAAAAUGCUUGAGGAUCCCCAGGAGAGAGAGAGACGAGAGCGAAGAGAAAGAAUGGAGCGAGAAAACAACGGGAACGAAGAGGAUGACGGACGACAAAAGCUCAGGGAGGAGAAGGAUAAAGGCAAAGAGCUCCAGGCCAUCAAGGAGCGUUACCUGGGAGGACUGAAGAAACGCCGAAGAACUCGCCAUCUGAACGACAGAAAGUUUGUCUUUGAGUGGGAUGCUUCUGAAGACACUUCAGUCGACUACAACCCCAUUUAUAAAGAAAAACAUCAGGUACAGCUUUAUGGACGAGGCUUCAUCGCUGGCAUCGACUUGAAGCAGCAGAAAAGAGAGCAGUCCCGUUUUUAUGGUGACCUGAUGGAGAAGAGGCGAACGCUGGAAGAGAAGGAGCAGGAAGAGACGAGGCUGAAGAAGAUGCGUAAGAAAGAAGCCAAGCAGCGCUGGGAUGACAGACACUGGUCUCAGAAGAAGCUGGACGAGAUGACAGACCGAGACUGGAGAAUCUUUAGAGAGGAUUACAGCAUCACCACUAAGGGAGGAAAGAUCCCAAACCCCAUCAGGAACUGGAAGGAGUAUUCGCUGCCGGCGCACAUCCUGGAGGUUAUCGACAAGUGUGGCUACAAGGAUCCGACACCUAUCCAGAGGCAGGCCAUUCCUAUUGGUUUACAGAACCGUGACAUCAUCGGCGUGGCUGAGACUGGUAGCGGUAAAACAGCUGCUUUCCUGAUUCCACUGUUGGUCUGGAUCACCACCCUGCCAAAGAUCGACAGGAUUGAAGACUCAGACCAGGGUCCUUAUGCUGUGAUCCUGGCUCCGACUCGUGAGUUGGCUCAGCAGAUUGAAGAGGAGACCAUAAAGUUUGGUAAACCACUCGGCAUCAGGACGGUGGCUGUGAUUGGAGGAAUCUCCAGAGAGGACCAGGGCUUCCGUCUCAGGAUGGGCUGUGAGAUUGUGAUUGCCACCCCUGGUCGUCUGAUCGAUGUGCUGGAGAAUCGCUACCUGGUCCUGGGCCGCUGUACCUAUGUGGUCCUGGACGAGGCUGAUCGUAUGAUUGACAUGGGUUUUGAGCCCGACGUCCAGAAGAUUUUGGAGUACAUCCCAGUGACCAAUCAGAAACCAGACACAGAUGAAGCAGAGGAUCCUGAGAAGAUGAUGAUGAACUUUGAAUCUGGAAAACAUAAAUACAGACAAACGGUCAUGUUUACGGCUACUAUGCCUCCAGCUGUGGAGCGGCUGGCCAGAAGCUACCUGCGACGUCCUGCUGUGGUUUACAUCGGUUCUGCUGGUAAACCACAUGAGAGAGUGGAACAGAAGGUCCUGCUGAUGUCAGAGGGAGAGAAGAGGAAGAAGCUGUUGGAGGUGUUGGCUAGUGGCUUCGAGCCCCCCAUCAUCAUCUUCGUCAACCAGAAGAAAGGUUGUGAUGUGCUGGCCAAGUCUCUGGAGAAGAUGGGAUACAAUGCUUGCACCCUUCACGGUGGUAAAGGACAGGAGCAGAGAGAGUUCGCACUCUCCAACCUCAAAGCUGGAGCUAAAGACAUUCUGGUGGCCACAGACGUUGCUGGUCGAGGUAUCGAUAUCCAGGACGUCUCCAUGGUCAUUAACUACGACAUGGCCAAGAAUAUUGAAGACUACAUCCAUCGUAUCGGUCGUACGGGUCGUGCUGGUAAGAGCGGUGUUGCCAUGACCUUCCUGACUAAAGAAGACUCGGCUGUAUUCUACGACCUAAAGCAGGCCAUCCUGGAGAGCCCGGUCUCCACCUGUCCUCCAGAGCUGGCCAACCACCCGGAUGCCCAGCACAAACCUGGAACAAUCCUGACCAAGAAGAGGCGCGAAGAGACCAUCUUUGCCUGAUUGAUGAACACAAAGCAGGACUUUCAGACUGUUUUAUCAAGGUGUAUCGCUACAGGACGAGCACGUCUGUUUUACACCCUGAAUUUUGACUCCUGGACAUUUAAACCUCACUUUGGUGAUUAUGAUCUAAACUUUCAUCCCAUUCAAACUGUCUUUUAUUUUUUAACCAAUAAGCUGGUUAAGACAAAGAUUCGCUGUUCCCUGCACUUGUUUAGGGGUGAGAAAGCUCAGUUAGUAAAUGCAGAUUCAGUGGUAGAGGUGCUUCAGUCUUUUAUAAACAAGCAUAACCAUGAUGUCUGCACUGUAUAAAUUCACUUCAGUUAAAAGACUGUGACAAAAAAAACUACAAUGAGGAGUUAUCUUUGCUUUGUGUUAUUCAUUUCUGUCACAAAAAUGAGGAUUUCUGGACUUUUUAAGAGACCAAGUGACAACCCUUUACAUUUGCUUCAGUAGCUCUGGGUAAAUUGUACUUCAUUGUUUAAGUAUAAACAUUUGUAUGAAGUGAA
This is a messenger RNA of Cheilinus undulatus (humphead wrasse), 3005 nucleotides long. It is a transcript of the gene ddx23, whose product is annotated as DEAD (Asp-Glu-Ala-Asp) box polypeptide 23. The record is from RefSeq and is a predicted model, not a curated record. Bases 79 to 2499 code for a protein of 806 amino acids. NCBI's taxonomy places the organism in Eukaryota, Metazoa, Chordata, Actinopteri, Labriformes, Labridae. The transcript has 17 exons. Gene Ontology annotation, biological process: mRNA splicing, via spliceosome. Gene Ontology annotation, cellular component: catalytic step 2 spliceosome. Gene Ontology annotation, molecular function: RNA binding; ATP binding; RNA helicase activity.